Messenger RNA from Yarrowia lipolytica CLIB122, 1059 nucleotides. RefSeq lists its product as uncharacterized. Gene Ontology annotation, molecular function: oxidoreductase activity, acting on the CH-OH group of donors, NAD or NADP as acceptor. NCBI's taxonomy places the organism in Eukaryota, Fungi, Ascomycota, Dipodascomycetes, Dipodascales. The record is from RefSeq and is a predicted model, not a curated record.
AUGUCUACAGUUCUCGUCACUGGAGCUACCGGAUUCAUUGCAGGUCAUGUCGUUGGCGAUCUGCUGGCGUCUGGACACAAGGUCAUUGGCACCAUUCGACAUCUCGACAAGGCUGUCAAGCUGAUGGAGGCCUUCCCAGAGGCCAAUUCGUCCAACCAGCUGCUGUUCGAGACGCUCACCGACAUUCGACACGAAGACGAGCUCAAGCGGAUCUUUGAGAAACACAAGGACAUUUCCGUCGUGAUUCACACUGCCUCGCCCUUCUUCUUCAACUCCAAGAACGUGGUCAAGGAUCUACUCGAGCCGGCCGUCGAGGGUACACGAGCAGUUCUUCAGGCUACCCAAGUUGCAGGCACCAACGUCAACAAGGUUGUGGUCACCUCUUCCAUUGCAGCAAUGCUCGACCCCUUCAAAAAGAACGACCCCAACUAUGUCGCCACAGAAUUCACCUGGAACCCUGUAACUUGGACACAGGCAGCCGACUCCGACGAUGGAGAACUUGCCUACGUGGCCUCCAAGACUUUUGCCGAACGAGAGGCCUGGGACUACGUCGAGCGAAACAAGCCCCGGUACACUCUGACCACCGUCAAUCCUGCUGCAGUGUUUGGACCCCAUGCAACCAAGAUCGACCCCAAGCAGCUCAACACAUCUAAUGAUGUCAUCAACAACCUGGCUCUUGAUACUAAGCCCGGAGACCCACCUUCUGAGUUUGCCUUCGUUUGGGUGGACGUCCGAGAUGUAGCUCGAGCCCAUACUCUGGCUAUCGACCACAAACUCGACAACCGGCGACUACUCCUGUGUAACGGCAAGUUUGCCGCCCAGGACAUUCUCGAUAUCAUCAACAGAGACUUCCCCGAUAUCCGAGGCAAGAUUGCUACUGGAAACCCCGGCACUGGCAAGGAGGUGACAUCCAACAUUUUUAACUACAACAACGACGUGACCCGUCAGGAGCUGCCAACGCUCAAGUGGAUUGGACUCGAGCAGUCCAUUGUGGACUUCACCAAGCAGUACGAGGAGAUUCUGCAUGAGAAGAAGAAGAAGCAUUGGUGGAAUAUUUAG